Molecule: messenger RNA, 4712 nt
Organism: Tribolium madens (black flour beetle)
Lineage: Eukaryota; Metazoa; Arthropoda; Insecta; Coleoptera; Tenebrionidae
Gene: chico
Product: insulin receptor substrate 1
Exons: 8
Coding region: 548-3340 (930 amino acids)
Biological process (GO): insulin receptor signaling pathway
Cellular component (GO): plasma membrane; cytosol
Molecular function (GO): insulin receptor binding; phosphatidylinositol 3-kinase binding
Source: RefSeq, a predicted model, not a curated record
UGCACAUAAAAAGCAAGUGUUGAUUUAUUAAAAAUAAUUAUAAUUUCGUAAAAAAAAUAUAGUGAUUUUCAUGACCAUGCAAUUGAAGGUUGGUACUAAUUGACGUUUGUUGAAAAAAAAUGCAAAAAAGUUGCUUGUUAGUGAAAAUUGAGCGCAAAUUUUGCAAUGUUUGUGAUAUUUCCAUAAUAUAGUUUUGUCCGUGUCGAAUUGUAUGAUGCCAGGUGUGUAUUGAGGUUAUAAAAUUCCCUUAGUGGUGGGAAUCGUCGUCAAAGUGGCAACGUCCUCGGGGUCGUUUCUCGUUAUCGAAUCCUCCGAAUCGACGCAUGCGCUUGUCUUGUUUACAAGGAGAAGCCGCUCCGCAUUGCGUCUGCGACAUACGUCGCGGAAUGGUGCCCCCGUUUCCUCGCCUUCACCGAGAGAGACAGUGUUAGUGCGAAGUUCCGUGUCCAGACAGUGCCGCUUCAGACGUCUACAACACAUGACCGACCUCGUCAAGAUGGACGCGAGUCAGUGUUAGUGUCGGAGUGGUGUAAUAAAAUGUGCGUUGAUGAUGUCGGGCAGUGAGGGUGGAGGAGGAGUGGUCCUCAGUGGCUACCUCAAAAAACUCAAAACCUCCCGAAAGAAGUUCUUCGUGCUGCGAGCCGAGACGGCGGACGCGUCCGCCAGACUGGAGUACUACGACACGGCGAAGAAGUUCAACAGUGGAUUGCCCCCAAAACGGAGCAUCCCGUUGAAGAAUUGCUUCAACAUCAACAAAAGACUGGAUACCAAACACAAACACGUCAUUGCGUUGUACACGAAGGACGACUGCUUCUGCGUCGUCUUGGACAACGACGACGACUUGGACAGCUGGUUGAAGGCGCUUUUGAAGCUCCAACACGGAGAGGAAGUCGUCGAUGGGGAGACACCCAAACCCACGUUCGAACACGUGUGGCAAGUGACUGUACUUAAUCGAGGCCUCGGAAAUGCCGGUCUAACCGGAAAUUACCGCCUCUGUCUUACCGACAAGACUUUAAGUCUGAUCAAAAGAGACUGCGAAAAACCAACAAUCGAACUGAAUCUUUCGAAUAUUCGAAGUUGCGGAAAUCUCCGUGAUUUUUUCUUCUUGGAGAUUGGUAGAUCGAGUACUUUGGGUGCUGGUGAAUUAUGGAUGCAAACGGAAGACAACAACAUUGCCCAAAAUGUGCAUUCGACUGUUUUCCAUGCCAUGACUACCAACAGCAGCAACAAGGAUGAAUUUGGUCCUAAAAGCCGUAAUCGUUCCUCAUCUGCAACUGAAUCCUCCAAACCAAACAUGACGCGCAAAAUUCAUACCAACAUCGCACCCAAAUGUCAUAUAUUGCUACCAGAUGUGUUCCACACUAGUGACACACAGGUCAAUCCCGCGGGCAGCUCCACGCAGCACCCUCUCGUGAGCGGUGUUGCCAGUUUUUAUCAACAUCUAAUCCAGAGAGGAACAAAAGCAUCAGAACGUCGACAUUCAAUAUCAGCAGGUAGUCUAACCCAUUGUGGCGUCAUCAGCCAUCAGCGCACUCAAUCACUGCCCUUAGCGAAUCCUGCACCUCUUUCCGAUCACUCGCACUCACGAAAACGCCCCAAAUGUAUGAGUCGGGAACGGUGCGAUUCAAUGCCGUCACGGGCACGAACCACAUCCGAGGGGGGGAAUCACCGACAUUUGAAUCCUUAUCGGCCGGCGUCGCUCUACGGUCGUGAUAUUUCGCAUAGUCCACCAUUGGGCAGUCCGGUGAGUCCCCCGUGUUCUACCGAUUCGGCGGGAAGUUCGUAUAGUUUGACUGAUGAAACGGACGUUUGUACGGAAUUGGAACCGAGUUUGGGACGAUAUGGACAUUCAUUGACACCUGACGAGGCGAUUGCCGAGGAGGAUUGUCCCGAUAGUCCACCCUAUAAUAAUUAUAUUUCAAUGACAUUGCAUAGUUCCGAUGAUGGAUAUGUGGAUAUGUCACCAAGAGGAAGACAUCAUAAUUCACCUACGGCGAGUAUGAGUAGUGUCACUUCGGGGACUCCCUCAACCGAUAUGAGAUUCGCUGAAUAUCCCCUUGAGAAAGUUACAUCGUAUUUGGCCGAAGAUGAUGGUCGACCAGCUCGUGCAUAUUCGGUCGGUUCCAAACCCGAAAGUUACCGAAAAUAUACGGAAAAACUCGGAAAUAAUGAUAAUUUACGUGAACGUGCAAUGAGUGUUGGUUCUAAAACGAAGAAAUUACCGGCAAGAGUUUUACCACCGCAUGGGUACCAUCAUCAAGGUACCAAAUCGUCAAGUGCACCAAUUUUAACCAAUUCACGUGGUCAAGGUUCUUAUGGUUCCAUUGGUCCAAUGGACGAUCUCAUGGAAAUGGAUUUCAGUCAUAAUUCCGGUUAUAUGGACAUGAAACCGGUUAAUACCGGUUAUGUGGAAAUGAAACCGGGACGUAAACCGGAAACGUCACCUUAUGUUGACAUGUCAUCGGGUUCUUCCCCGGCGAAACCAUCAUUUAUUUCAUCACCGACACCACAAUCCGAUGUUUACAUGGAAAUGGAUCCGAGAAAAAAUCACAAUGAGUAUUUAGCGAUGAGUUUUAAGAAAAUGCCAAGUCCGGGGGGAAGUCCCGGGACGCCUGAAGGUUACGUUGAAAUGUCGCUCGGUCGUGGCCAUAGCCUCACCGAAGACUACGCCAACAUGUCCCUAAACAAUACUAAAAAACGAACCAAUCGUAAUAAGAAUCGUUCAGAACCAAUCAACAUUCAGAAUUCGCAACGGGGCGGUCCUAAUCCCCGUUCAAUCCUUCUCGCACGUAAACACUCGACUGGAACUCCGCCCACUAUGUAUCUCCCUCUUACUGUAGCCACGCCUCACGAUUCGAAAGACAGUUCAAGUUCUAGUAUCAAUACCCCUUCCAGUUCCUCGACAAUUUUCCCUAUAAGUCUGAAUAGUCCGUCGUUGAAAGCCACGCCCGAUUACAUCCCAAUGGAUUUCGACAAAUCGGAUUACGUGAAUUACGAUCCUAAACCGGGAGGGGAGGAAUCACGACCAAUCAACAACGAGAAUAAUGACGACGAAGGUCGAGCUUAUGAAGUUCUAAGGCCGAGUUCGAGCGAAUCAUGUUCGACGAUCGGGGGUUCUCGGCCGGCGUCGGUCACUUCCGCGCAUAUGCAUUACGCGAGCUUGGAUUUGGAUGAGGGGAAUCGUAGUCCGAGGACGGUGAAAGGGAGUGGGGGGGAGCAAGGGGAAGUGACGUUGACGUAUGCCGCCAUUGAUUUUGUUAAAAGUGAAGGAUUGAAGCAUAAUUCGGUGGCGGCGACGACGACGACGACGACGACGACAAAUGCGAAAGUUAAACAUUGAAAGAGACUGAUUUUUAGGUAAUUAGGGUUACCAGGACUUGUCAUAUCCGGUUGACUUGAUUUAUUAUAUAUACAUGUAUAAGGAUUAAACAAUUGUUGGAUGUUUCAGUAGGCGAAAUAGUGAAAUUUGGUUUUGUUUGUUUGUUUGUUUGAAACGGAAACGUGUAAUGUUUUUUUGCAAAUUAUAGGAUAUUUAGAGUAAUUUGUAAACAUAUCACCUCCCGUUACAAAGCUAGGAAAUGAGAGGAGGCGAUUGUGGUGACCUCUCUCUAUGUCUAUGUACACAAUAAAUGUUACUAGAUCUCUAAAGAUUGAAUGAAAGAGAAGAAAUGUUAAAGAUCAGCAUUCCAGAUCAGGGGUACAAUCAUUAGUGAAUUACUUUUCCCCAAGGACUAGUGAAAAUUUUUAAGUAUCAUCACAAGAGAUAUUUUAUAUACUACAAUGAUGGUAAAGCAAGUUAAUGUAAUUAUAUAUAUAUAUUUCUAUUUCACAUUCUUAAAGCAAUGUUAUGUAAUUGUACUAUAUUAUCUAAACCUGUUUGUAAUUAAAACAACAAUGUAGUUAGACGAAGCGAGUUGUAAACAUAUUAUUCUUAUUGAGGCUCAAUUUAUAAUUCCUAUGUAGUCAUAAAAUGACAUAUUUUUGUUUUUUAAUUUAUGUAAGUUGUAUAUUCUAAGUGUUAAUUUAUUUGUAUUUAUGCUUUGAUUUAUCCUAAAAUACCAAAACAUCAGAAUUGUUCCACUGCAAAACUGCCAUAAUGUGAAAUUAGUGAAAUUUUAUAUGCAACAACAGGUGCUAAAAUAUACAAGAACUCUUAUUUAUUUCGAAUGACAGUGCCUUUACACAGUUUUUUAUUUGAAUAUUUUUUAAAAAUUAGCAUUUUAUUUUUGUUGCUUUUAGUCGUAGAACAUUCUACACGUGUCGAUUCGGUUUUAUUUAUUUUUUACUACUUUUAAACGAUUCAAGAGCCUUGACUUAUCAUAAAUAAAAAAUUAGAAAAUAUAUUAAUAAAAUGCUAUAUAAUCCCGAGAUAGCUUAUGCAAUUUAUGUAGUCAUGCAUGUAAAAUUAUUAAUGUGAAAAUUAGGAAAUUUGCUAUAUGUAUAGAAAAUUGGUCAUUUUCCAAAUACUCUGUCUUGACACCAAUCCAGAAUAUUUUUCUCACUAAUUACCCAAAAAAAAAGAAAAAUAACAACAAACAUAUUCUGGAUGGUGAUUCAAUUUGAAAAACAAAGAAAUUUUUACUCCUAUAAUUUGCGAAAUUUGUGUAAUAAAAACAUCAAUCUGUUUCGAGCACUAAGAUAGUCUCUGUACAUAAUAUUGGCUGCCUAUAUUUUUUUUUGUAAAUCGACAAAUAAAUUAUUUCAUUUAAAAA